Messenger RNA from Soboliphyme baturini, 240 nucleotides. NCBI's taxonomy places the organism in Eukaryota, Metazoa, Nematoda, Enoplea, Dioctophymatida, Soboliphymatidae. The record is from the annotation of a GenBank genome assembly.
AUGACCAACUCGCGUCCACAUCAGGCGAACAUCUUAAAAACCCCGCUUGAAAUGACCAUAUGGGAGGCCGGUCGGCAGUUCAGGGACACAAUCGAAAACGUGCCGCCAAGACUGCUCACGUUACGCACCGAUGACGUCGAAUUUGUCACGAUUAUGCAAACGUCAUCGUCGCGAGUAGGAUUUGACUCCAUUGUUAUGCCCUUCACGGUCAAUCAAUCAUACAUGUCACACGCCGGUUGA